Messenger RNA from Gracilinanus agilis (Agile Gracile Mouse Opossum), 802 nucleotides. RefSeq lists its product as uncharacterized. The record is from RefSeq and is a predicted model, not a curated record. The transcript has 2 exons. NCBI's taxonomy places the organism in Eukaryota, Metazoa, Chordata, Mammalia, Didelphimorphia, Didelphidae. The coding region runs from base 56 to 802 and encodes 248 amino acids.
UAGUACCUUUUUGCUGCCUCCUGGGCGGAGCAGACAGCGGUCCUUCCCAAUUAGGAUGGGGCUGCGGCUGCACCCCAAGGAACCCCAGGAAGGCCCCCCUGAACCCCCUGCUGGCAGCUUCUUCAGCCCAUCAUGGGGUCCUGAUCACCGGGAAGCCAGACUAGAUGGUGGCCAGCCUGUGGAAGAAGGCGGACAUCCUCUCGGGUCACUCCUGGUGGCUCCACAUUGGGGCGGGUCAUCCUGGGCCUGCUCACCCUGCUCAUGUGGGGGUUCCCCCUUAUGCCCCUUUGGUGUCUUCCUCAGCCCCCCCCCCAGCCCAUCCCCCACUUCCUGCAGCUCCUGGGCCAGGGUGGGCUCUCCAGGCCUAGGGGUGGCUCCUUGUUCUCUCCUUCAGGUGGUCCAAAGUGGCUCCAUGAUGAAAAAUUCCUGGAGUGUCUGGUGGCCCCCCCAGCAGUGCCCCCAUGUGUGCCUUCCUGUCCAGGCUGGCGGCUGUGGAGCUCCCCACUCUGGGGGCCGCCUUCCCCCCAUCCACUUUGGGGCAGAGCCAGGAGCUACAGAUGGCCGGUUGAAGCCAGUGUCCCCAGGGGGGCCCCAAGAGCCCCCCCCACAUUCUGAGGGCCCCAAGGUUGUGGCUUCCCCACUUCCGCCACACUGGGGGGGGGGCUCCUGGGCCACUAGGCAAGAGGGAUGGGCUGGGGCAGUCUUGGGGGAUUCCUGCUCUGCCCCCCGCCACCUCGGGCCUGGGGCUCCUCCAGCCAAGCGGAUGGACUCGAACUCUCUGCAGGGUCCUUUCUGGCUCUAA